Plectropomus leopardus (leopard coralgrouper) is the source of this 1156-nucleotide messenger RNA. RefSeq lists its product as uncharacterized. Gene Ontology annotation, molecular function: sterol 24-C-methyltransferase activity. The record is from RefSeq and is a predicted model, not a curated record. Gene Ontology annotation, cellular component: endoplasmic reticulum. Gene Ontology annotation, biological process: sterol biosynthetic process. Lineage: Eukaryota; Metazoa; Chordata; Actinopteri; Perciformes; Serranidae.
GACUAAACAAACCGACAUUUGAGUUUUGCAGGGCACUCGGGUACUUGCAGGGCUGCACAGCUCAACGACAAACUAGCAAUGUGGGCUGAAAAAGUGGGGAAACAGCUGGGCCACCCAACUCGAUCAGUGGGAGGAUGGCUGAUCAGUAAGUUUCUCAAAGCGCGCAACCGGGUCCUUGAGGAGAAUGCUGUGCAACUGCUCGGGAUCAAACCUGAAGACACUGUGUUGGAGCUGGGUCACGGCCCGGGUCUGGGUCUGCAGACAGCAGCCAAACUGCUCACAAAGCCCACAGGCCGCCUCAUAGGGGUCGAUUAUUCUACGUACAUGCAUCAGAUGGCAAGUGAGCGAUUGAAGGAACUCGUGGCCAGUGGGAAAGUGACGCUGUACCACUGUGAUGUAGCAGCGAUGCCUCUGGAAGACAACUCUGUGGAUAAAGUCUUUCAUUGUAACUGUUACUACUUCUGGCCUGACCUCCAGAAGGGAGCCACAGAGAUACACCGUGUAAUGAAACCAGGAGGUCUAAUGGUAGCCACACUGAGGCUGUCGAAUGUGGCUGCUGUGGCAGCAAAACAACUGAUACCAGGGGAAAACUGGCGCCCGGAGGCCUACAUGACAGCUCUGACAGACUCUGGCUUCACUGACGUCAGAAUGGAAGACAAACAGCUGAAAUAUGUUUCUUUUCAAGCUAUCUAUGCUACUGCCUCAAAAUGAGAUUGAAAUCAAACUUAAGGUGAGAGGCUGCGUGAAUUCUUCCCCACUUCUGGGAUUGUUAACCUUUGGGAGACUUAGUUUAUUUUGGGUUCUCCUUUCUUUGGCAGAUUUUAAAUGCCUGAAUGAAAACAUAUCAAACACAGGAAUUCAGUUUAAUUCAAUGUACAUUUCUAUUUGCCGAAAUAACUGAAUUGUUUUUAAUUGUGACAUGCAUGCUUGUACAUUAUAAGUCAGACAAAAAAAGUUACGAAUUAUGUUCUAGUCUUGCCCAACGGAGGGAAGCACCAAUACUAAAUGCAAAGCACUGUAAUGAAAAAAAGAUAAAACACUUUACGAAGGGGCGAUUGUCUUUUAAGUAAGGAUUGUGUUAGGGCAAAACUGAAUUCAUUUCUUAACAUUAAUGUGAAGACAUUUGAAAUCUAAGUACAGUCACUAAUAAAGAAAC